CUGUCCGAGAAGCAGGAGGCUGCUGGGGUCACCGCCGGAGCGCAUCUGAACGCGCCACAUCUCCAAAGCCGCGACGCACGGAGCCGCCGAGGACAUGUGUCACAAGACCAAAGAUCCCUCUGUGAUUCGGACCAGUGUGUCCGAGAGUGAGCGCGCAGCGGGCUGGAAAUGAACUCAUGUCGGUGUCACAGCAUUCACGAUAAGCGCUUUCUCCUCGUUUCCCAUCCACAUGAGAAGUUUGACUGGAGCUGGCUGAAGGGAGGCUGCCUGCGCUUCCGAUUGGCUGUUAAAUCUCUGUAGCUCGAGCAACUUGACGACUGUUUCGCAGGACACUGAGGGUUGCAUGCCUCAGUGCCAAGAAAUUGCAUUACGUGGGAGACUUCUGCUAAGGAGACGCGACAACACUUCUGGAGGAUGGAGGAGAGAGCUGAGCGAGGACGCGCGCAGGAGAAUGGACGCAGCGACGGCUCGGCCAGAGAACCCCGACCCUCCGCCUGCACCAGUCUGAGGAUGUUUCUGGUGGCUUUGUCCUUUGCCUAUUUUGCAAAGGCUCUGUCAGGGAGCUACAUGAAGAGUACAAUAACUCAGCUGGAGAGGCGCUUUGACAUCCCCAGUUACCUAAUAGGUGUCAUUGAUGGGAGCUUCGAGAUAGGUAACUUGCUGGUGAUAGCUUUCGUCAGUUACUUCGGGGCCAAGCUCCACAGGCCAAAGAUCAUUGCAGUGGGUUGUAUAUUGAUGUCCAUUGGCACCUUUAUCAUCGCUCUGCCACACUUCAUCAUUGGACGCUAUGAAUAUGAAACCUCGGUGCGUCGGGUUGUGAACUCAACCCUGAACCCGUCUCCAUGUCCGGUGGGCUCACCAGCAGACCGGACACAAGAUGGUAAACUGCUUCAAGUGCCAGCCGCAGGUUGCGAAAGCGAGUCCAACCUGUCUAUGUGGAUCUAUGUCCUCCUUGGAAAUGUCUUGCGGGGGAUUGGAGAGACACCUGUUCAGCCGCUGGGAAUCUCUUAUAUAGAUGAUUUUGCUACCGAGGAAAAUGCCGCACUAUAUGUUGGUUGUGUGCAGACCAUUUCAGUGGUUGGCCCUGUGUUUGGUUACCUGCUAGGCUCCCUUUGUGCCAAAAUCUACGUGGACAUUGGAUUUGUAAAAAUGGAAACCAUCACCAUUACUCCAGCAGACGCCCGCUGGGUAGGGGCCUGGUGGCUGGGCUACCUCAUUGCUGGGGUCAUCACCCUGCUCUCUGCCAUCCCCUUCUGGUUCCUGCCCCGCUCUCUACCCACGUCCGGGCCCCGGGUGCCAGAGAAGUGCACGCCAGAGCAGACGAGUUUCAUUAAAGAGUCUCCGCUUCUGAAGCACAAAUAUCCAGCAGACGAACAUACUAGUUUUAUAGAGAUGGCCAAAGACUUUUUUCCAACCCUGCGAACUCUGCUGGCGCACCCAGUGUACCUGAUCUACUUGUGUGUGACAAUCAUCCAGCUGAACUCCCUCAUUGGCAUGGUCACCUACAAGCCCAAGUACAUUGAGCAACACUUCAGGCAGUCUGCAUCAAAGGCCAACUUCCUGAUGGGAGUGAUCAAUAUCCCCGCUGUGGCACUGGGGAUGUUCUCCGGAGGUUUGCUGAUGAAGAGGCUGAAGCUGAACAUCAUGGGAGCAGCCAGGUUUGCCUUCGGCACCUCUCUGAUUGGUUACAUCCUGUCACUGUUCUUCUUCGCAAUGAGCUGUGAGAACGCCAAGGUGGCCGGGGUGACGCUUUCGUAUAACAGCUUGGAUAAGAUAUCAUACGAUAAACACUCAGUGUUCACAGCCUGCAACUCAGACUGCUUUUGCUCGCCGAGUGACUGGGACCCCGUCUGCGGAGAGAACGGCAUCACAUAUGUUUCUCCUUGUCUUGCUGGCUGCACCACCUCUGCUGGCUCAGGGAAAAACACGGUCUUCUCUAACUGUAGCUGUGUCGGUGUGGCUGGUAACUUUACGGCCAGUACAGGUCAGUGCCCUCAAAAGGACGACUGUGACAGGAUGUUCCCGUACUUCUUGGCUCUCUCUGUCAUCACCUCCUUUAUCAUCUCUCUUGGGGGGACACCAGGCUACAUGCUUCUCAUCAGGUGCAUUAAACCCCAGCUGAAAUCUUUGGCCCUGGGUUUCCACGCUUUGGCAACGCGCACUCUCGCGGGGAUCCCUGCACCCAUCUACUUUGGAGCAAUCAUUGACACCACAUGUCUAAAAUGGGGUCAGAAGAGGUGUGGAGGUAUAGGAGCCUGUAGGAUCUACAACACCACGGCCUACAGGAUAGCAUAUCUGGGCCUGACUCUGAGCCUGCGGACUAUCUCGUUUAUUAUAUGCAUCCCGGGCUUCAUCCUGCUCAGCCGACAGCUGAAGAAGGAGGAACGAAGCGGCAUCCACGGAGCGCUGACCAACGGUGGAACUGAACUGGAGGCGCUCAGGAAGGAAGAGUUUGUGAUUUCUAACUCUGAGCAAUCGCAACACACGUCAGACAACAGCACAGACAGACAGACACGGCUGUGACGGAUCCCAGCAGAACUGACCCUCCUCCCCCCUCCUCUCGACUCCUUCACUCAUACGUAUACAGCCACAGUAUGUACAGAGCGAUGCUGUACACAUGUGCACACACUCACACGAACGAGAUUUGCAGGGAAUCACAUAUUGUAUCUAAUCAUCUCAUGUAAAGCAUAAAAUUCUAUAUUUGUACUACUGGACCUGGGAAGGCUUUGUGAAUUUAACACAAAUUUGAUAUAACUAAAAUAGUUCUUGAAUGUA
Messenger RNA from Stegastes partitus (bicolor damselfish), 2775 nucleotides. It is a transcript of the gene slco1c1, whose product is annotated as solute carrier organic anion transporter family, member 1C1. Gene Ontology annotation, cellular component: basolateral plasma membrane. The record is from RefSeq and is a predicted model, not a curated record. The coding region runs from base 415 to 2523 and encodes 702 amino acids. Gene Ontology annotation, biological process: transmembrane transport; sodium-independent organic anion transport. NCBI's taxonomy places the organism in Eukaryota, Metazoa, Chordata, Actinopteri, Pomacentridae. Gene Ontology annotation, molecular function: protein binding. The transcript has 15 exons.